AUGUCGUAUCUAUCAUUUCUUAUUUUCCAUCAGAAGAAAAAUAAACUCUUUCUCUCCUUCUUUCUUUCUUUCCUUCUUUUUUCUUUACUUCUUUCUUUACUUCUUUCUUUCUUUCUUUCUUUCUUUCUUUUUUUCUUUCUUAGUUAUUCAUUCGUUUAUUUAUUCACUCGUUUUCCUUCUUAUUUAUUGGUGUUAAUGUUUCUUUCCAGUUAUGCUUCACUACAACUUAAACGUUCGUCUGUUUUUCUUUACACCUGUUGUAACUGUUCUUUUUAUUUCUGUUCUAUUAACCUUCUUUUCUUUCUUUUUUCUUUACUUCUUUAUUGCUUUACUUCCUUCUUUUUUUACUUCUUUAUUUUUUUACAUUGUUUUAUUCAAUAUCUAUUUCUUUCUUUUUCAUUCUUUCGUUUCAACCAUUGUUUUAUUCAGCACAUUUUUCUUCUUUUUUAUUUCUUUCUUUUUAACAAUUAUUUUAUUCACCAACUCUUCCUUCCUUCCUUCCUUCCUUCCUUCCUUCCUUCCUUCCUUCCUUCCUUCCUUCCUUCCUUCCUUUCUUUCUUCCUUCCUUCCUUCCUUUCUUUCUUUCGCAGCCAAUCUUUUUAUCAUUUCUUUAUUUCUUUUCUAUUUGUUUAUCGCUUUCUUUUUCUUUUUUCCCCCCACUAUUCAUUUUAUUUUUCUCCUACUUUCCCUUUAUCGUUUCUUUUCCAUAUUGUUUUAAAUCAUGUUUGUCCCUCGAUCCCUUUCUUCAUUCACAAACUGGCAUUUCUUGCUUUUUCUUCGUUUCCCGCCAUUUCUUUCUUUCUUUCUUUCUUUCUUUCUUUCUUUCUCCUUCCGCUGAAUUCUCGGUCGACUCACCCUCCCUUCUCGAUGAUUUCUUCCCGAUGUUCCGCUCUUUCUACCAAUCAAACGGUCACAUUCAUGACGAAUUGCAAACAAGGCGCCCCUGUUAUUUAA
Molecule: messenger RNA, 954 nt
Organism: Acanthosepion pharaonis
Lineage: Eukaryota; Metazoa; Mollusca; Cephalopoda; Sepiida; Sepiidae
Source: the annotation of a GenBank genome assembly